This is a messenger RNA of Arthroderma uncinatum, 2643 nucleotides long. RefSeq names its product epstein-Barr nuclear antigen 2. NCBI's taxonomy places the organism in Eukaryota, Fungi, Ascomycota, Eurotiomycetes, Onygenales, Arthrodermataceae. The record is from RefSeq and is a predicted model, not a curated record. The transcript has 4 exons. The coding region runs from base 1 to 2643 and encodes 880 amino acids.
AUGGAUGGGACUCGAGAACCACCACCACCACCCGCCGCCCGCGAAGGUAGGGGGUCCACGCAGAAGACAAUGUUGUCCAGAGCACUGCAGAAGGCGAAUACUGCGGUCCUGCUGGACAAUGCCACCAACUACGAGGGCGCCAUUGACGCAUACACCGACGCUUGCGGCCUUCUCGCGCAGGUCAUGCAGCGUGCGGGUGCAGACGAGGAGAGGCACAAGCUAGAUGAUAUCAGGAAUACAUAUACUACGCGAAUCAACGAACUCCGACGCCUAGGCCUUGCGCUGCAGGCAGGCGGAAAGGCCCUGCCGGAGAGACCGCCGAGCGGUGAAUCGCUAUCCCAGAGCCUCCUCUCAACCCAUAUAACAGACGGUAAUGCAGACGAUCAGGAUAUCUACGUCAUUGGCACCGCUGCUGCAAGUCGAAUGCUCGCUAAAAAUGCCGCCACGGAGUCGACCGACGAACGUUUCAUCCCGCCGCGACAGCAGUCCCUACAUCCAUCCAAUGAAGACAACAGGCUUCAUGCAUCGGGCAGCUUCGAUAGAAACGAUAGUCCGCCAUCAAACCUUGCAAAUGGCGAUCUGCAAACCCUCCAGGAGAAGGGGACAGAGUCCACCUCAUGGUUAGACACCAUCGACGAAUCUGGUGCUUCGUCAAACUCCUCCGUACGCUCAACAACGUCCUCCCUCUACCUACGCCAGAAACGAGAUCCCCAUUACAGCAGGGGCACUGAGGCCGAAUUCGACGCUGCUCUGGAUGAAGCCGUCGAGGCUGCCUAUGAUGACGGACUGGAAAUUGUUCAUCAGGAUGAACCAGAAGACGAUAUAAUGUCUCACGUACGCAGGAAUAUCGAAAUAGCAAAACAAAAGGUGCGAGAGGCCGAGCUCGAAGCAGAGGCUGCAUCGGCCAGAGAAAGAGAGAGAAGGAGACCGGACGGCCUCCGUGAGGAUGACCUUGGCGCGCUGGAUCAGGACGAGUACGAAGACCAUGAAGCCGAAGAGGAAGAGCGCAUUCUGGAAGAGAUGAUGGAUGAUUUCGAGUUCGAUCUACAGUCGAAAUCUGCCCUCCCACGCCAGUCGGGCUCCAGUGGCUACUCCAGUAGAACCUGGGGUAGCUCGGUGGCAUCGAGUCGAACAAAUACAGGGACUCUACUUUCUACCCUCACCGAAGAAGACGACUUUACAAUCCCACCUGGAGAUGCCGAGGACAACGCUGUAUCGGCAGCAACAGUUCGGUCACGACGACUGUCUGGACAUCCAAAGGAGCUUGUAAUAGAGACUGGAGCCUCCCAAGCAUCCUCUGGAGCGGAUGGAUCUCGUCAUGUACCACCGUCAAUGCUUCUAGCCCACCCCAUAACCCCCUUGCCGUCGAAAACAAGCCAUGCCAAAACAUCGAGCGAUUUCAAUCUCGAGACGCUACAGCCGCGUCCCCAUACCGCAAUUGGCUCGCCAGAAUCACCCACUCUCGACUCUCCUGCAAUUUCGGCGUUUCCCACCCUCCAAUCUCACGAAUCUGUUGACUUUGACACAUUUUUGACAUCUCCUCCCCCCGUUUUGAGCAGACUACAUUCCGCACCCAGUAUCUCCCAGCGAGAACACUCGGCACCAGCCCUUGGGAAGCCCUCCUUAGGACCCAGCAGUCCAUACGCCACUGCGUUCAUCCCUGAUAUUGGGAAAACCUAUUCUCUACCCGCCGUACCUACGCUCGGUGUGUCCGGGCCUUCUAAACAUUUAUUCGAUAACAAUAUACAUUCCCCCCUCACCCCAGGGUCACCUAAUCCAAACGCUCCCGACGCCCCCAUUCCUCUAGAACCUUGUCCACAAUCAUUCCUCCUUCGUCCAUUCUGGUUAAUGAGGUGUCUCUAUGAAACAAUCGCCCACCCGCGCGGUGGAUAUCUAACCACAAAAUUAUUUAUACCCAGAGAUAUAUGGAAAGUGAAAAAUGUCCGAAUCAAGGCCCUGGAGGAGAAGAUCUCAAACUGCGAUCUACUCACGGCAGCAUUGCUGAAACUUGCCACAGUCGACACCAACGACGCUGAUGCUGUACUGGAAGAAAUGCAAACCUUUGAAAAUAUCCUGGAUCAGGUACAAGCCGUAUGGUCUAGGAAACUAGGUAGUGAAGUUGGUGUGCAAGGCGGCAUGGCACUGUUCAAGCUAUCGGCAGACGAGACCUCUCCAGCAGUCGAUUCAUCUUCCAAACUUUCCAGCAGCGGAAGUAAAUCUUACCUUUCCUCAUGGCGAAAGCUUCGGUCGAAGAGUUCUGGUGUCACCAGUACAAGUUCAAGUAGCUUGUCAAGAGAUAACAGCAAGGACAACCCGACCAUAUGCACAUUGCCUAUGACUGAUCUGGCAAGUUCCGCGGCUCCAAGACGGGAUGUCGUUGAAAUCAAUUGCAAUGGGCCAAACGCAAACUACAUGAGCGCCUUAGCCAGGCUGUUCGAUGCUGCACAAGUUAUAGACCAAAUUGCCCGCCAAGUUGAGGACCCAGGCCUAAGGCAUACAUCCCAGACUCUCGUUGGCCUCGAACUCAGCACUCGUCAUGCCUCUGAAUUCUUCGGAUUCUAUGCUUGCCGGUUCGCGCUGAACGACAUCGGCCUGAUGCUUGACAAAUUCAUUAAACGAGGUAGUGAAUACGUUCUAGUUUGA